Messenger RNA from Spodoptera littoralis (African cotton leafworm), 1101 nucleotides. Lineage: Eukaryota; Metazoa; Arthropoda; Insecta; Lepidoptera; Noctuidae. The record is from the annotation of a GenBank genome assembly.
AUGGACUCUUGGAACUGCUGUAGAACAUGUUUGAGCGUAGAAUCUUUGCACCCAAUAUUUCAAUUCGUGAAUCAACACGAAAAAUAUUCCGAAGUUAUUUUCUCAGCUACUGGACUUAAGGUCGAAUAUAACGAUACACUACCUCAACAAAUGUGCACAACAUGUAUAAACUUCAUAAACACAUCAUACAAAUUCAGAAAAAAAUGCGAAGAAACCUACCAAUCGUUAUUAGCGAGACUUAACGAUAACCCAAUCUGCAGCGUUAAAUUAGAAACAGAUAUAUUCCCAGCAGACAACGAUAGCAAAAUAUCAAUAGACAUAACGGACUUAGUUAACGAUUUCAACAAUCACGAUAAUGGAAUUAACGAUUUCACAAUGUAUGAUGAGAUUGAGAAACACGAAGAAGAUUUAAUGUAUGAUUCUAAAGAUCAAGAAGAUAAAGAAAUAGAAAAUAAUUUCAAAAGAAAAACAAGAAGUAAAAAGAGUGAUAAGCCUGUUAAACGGACUUUGAGACGGAAAAAAGAAGGUGGAGAGAAGAAAACGGGAGUUAAAGAGGAGAUAGAGUGUGAAUAUUGUCAUAAGAUUUUAACAUCUAAGCUGUCUUUACGUAAUCAUUAUAAGAUUCACACUGGAUUUGACGUGGUUUGCGAACACUGCGGCAAGAAGUUCAUAACCCGUCGCCUCCUAUUGAUGCACUGCAGAGCUAAGCACGGGUAUGAGAAGACGGACAAAUGCUCCUUCUGUGAUUAUAGAGCUUCUAAUGCGGAGCAGGUUAAGAUUCACGAGCGCCUCCACACUGGUGAGAAGCCGUUCGUAUGUUCCGAGUGCGGCGCCGGGUUCCACCGCAAGAGUAGCUACCUCCAACACGUCGCCAUACAUCUCCCUGAUAAAAACGUACAGUGCGACCAAUGUCCUGCCCGGUUCAAAUCUGUCACCCUGAUGAGGAUACACAAAAAUCGACACAAGGCGCCGCAAUACUCCUUCAAAUGUAGAAUAUGUCAGAACACAUUUGUCAGACGUAGGAACGCAGUCAGACAUCUAUUGAGGAUACAUGCUGUACAGGCCGGACCUCAGCAUAUCGAUAGAUUGAAGAUUGCUUGA